GUAAAACAUACUGCAUUUUUGCAACUUGGUCCAUUCAUUGCAACGUUCGCAAAUAAAACGGAAGCCGAACUGGAGAUACGAAAUGGCCGACUGGUGGCCGCAAAUUCAGAUAUAGCCGAAAAUGGAGAAAAAUCGGGAUAUGAGGACGAAAAAAGCAUGGAGGAUGAUGAGAGCAACGACUUCUACAGCCAGUUGCCACCGAGUGUUGUAAUUCCCGGUACGGAUACAAUCGAUGAUGAACCAGCAAACCAGUCAUCCUCCGAACUGCAAAAACUGGAAAGAACUGAUUCGGAUGACAUAGCAGAUAGUAUGGAAAAAUGUGAAGUCAAGGAACAGAAUUCAAUGGAAGUGGACAAUGACGAUGUUGAGAUUUCUUUUGAGGGACCAUCACAUAUGGAGGAAGACGAUGAUACCGAUGCUUUUGGCGAGAUCACUUUCUGGUCGCCGGGCUAUGUCGAUGUCGACUUGAGCUCCUACGGCAAGAGUGCUACGCCAAGAAAAAGCGAAAACGACGAGCUAGCAAAGGCGGAGUUUAUGCAUCGAAGGACGGGAACAUUUUUCGAAACAUCGCAUUGCGUGAGCGUUUGUGUUUUCGACAAUGUAGGAUAA
This is a messenger RNA of Gongylonema pulchrum, 609 nucleotides long. Lineage: Eukaryota; Metazoa; Nematoda; Chromadorea; Rhabditida; Gongylonematidae. The record is from the annotation of a GenBank genome assembly.